AUGGUUGAUAGUUUCACACUUGUAUAUGGAUUCUCUUCUACCACAUGUGUACUUGGAGCGAAGCUCCCGACGAUUCCAAAAGUGACCAACGAUGAUCCUAUCACUCGCUCUCUGCUAACUACUAAACACACACACGACCUAUUCCUCCUCUCUCCCGACAUAGCUUUCGACAUCGAUACUGAAGCUGAGUCUUUGUCUACAGGAUAUUGUAAACGAGAUCCUUCACCCUCGUCCUAUAACUUCCGACCGCAGAAUAUCUCACCGUCGAUCUAUCCCAGCAAAAAACCUCCCGAAAAAAACAUCAUCACGCGCAACACCAUCAAUAUCCAUCUCUACCCUCCUAGCUCCGCGUUAAAUUUCCACAGCUAUCUCAAAAGUACAUCAGAUCAAAGACGAACUCAAAGCUAUUUUGUGAUGGAGAACACCACAGAUAUGUACGGGGCACAGUUUAGCAUGUUGCAGAAUGCGAUGAAUAAUGAUACUCGGUAUGAUGCCAAUCUUGAUGCGUCAUUUUGUCUGGGGGAUUGUUUGGGUCUGUAG
This is a messenger RNA of Botrytis byssoidea, 540 nucleotides long. RefSeq lists its product as uncharacterized. The transcript has 3 exons. Bases 1 to 540 code for a protein of 179 amino acids. NCBI's taxonomy places the organism in Eukaryota, Fungi, Ascomycota, Leotiomycetes, Helotiales, Sclerotiniaceae. The record is from RefSeq and is a predicted model, not a curated record.